Lichtheimia ornata is the source of this 852-nucleotide messenger RNA. RefSeq lists its product as uncharacterized. The transcript is spliced from 7 exons. Gene Ontology annotation, molecular function: protein-folding chaperone binding; protein folding chaperone. The record is from RefSeq and is a predicted model, not a curated record. Lineage: Eukaryota; Fungi; Mucoromycota; Mucoromycetes; Mucorales; Lichtheimiaceae. Bases 1 to 852 code for a protein of 283 amino acids. Gene Ontology annotation, cellular component: nucleus; cytoplasm.
AUGGCGAUUGACUAUUACGAGGUGCUUGAAAUCACUCGCGAAGCUUCUGAUCAAGACAUCCGCAAGGCCUACAGAAAGCUAGCAUUGCGUUACCAUCCUGACAAGAACCAGUCGCCUGAAGCAGGUGAAAAGUUUAAAGAGAUUAGCCACGCGUACGAGGUGUUAUCCGAUCCGGAACGUCGUCGUGCCUACGAUCGUGGAGAUUUGGAUGGACGUGGUGGUUUUGAAGGACAAGAAUAUGCACCCUUCCCUGGAUUUCAUUUCCAUUCACCCGAGGAAGUCUUUGCCAACUUUUUCAGAGCCCAUCAAGCCAUGUUUGAUGACAUGUUGUUUGGAUUUUCAUCGCGUGGUGGACCAAGACGAGGUGAUCCAUUUGGUGGUGGUUUCUUUGACAAUGAUCCGUUCUUUUCAGGCGGAUUUGGUGGUGGUCAUGGCCAUGGCAUAGGAGGAGGAUUUCCAUCCAUGAUGGGUGGUGGCGGUCUGGAUAUGUUGAUGGGUGGUCCUUCCAUGAUGGGUGGCGGCGGUGGCGGCUCCUUCUUUUCCUCUUCUUCAUCAUCAUCAAGCUUUGGUGGCGGCGGUUUUGGUACUAGCAAAAGCGUUUCGAGCUCAACAAGAAUUGUGAAUGGUCGUCCAGAAACCGUGACAGUGACACGGAUCCAAGAUCAAAACGGUACUACAAUUACGGAAGACUAUGGUAAUGGCCAACAAAGGGUGACAGUGAAUGGUCAAGAAGUGCAAAACACCCUGGGUGCACCUCCCGCUGGUGCUAAUGCAACAAGACGUAUCCAAGGCAACAGUAGUGAUGGCAACCAACAAGUCAAUACCCAACGAAGUAGAAGGGGCUGGUUCUAG